AACAACAUGGCCAGUCAUCGAAUCAUCCAAUCUGUCAUGUACGCUGGCAAUUUCACCAGCUCAGAAUCCGGCUGGAUAAUCGGCCAGGAGCACGGAAUGGAGCAUAGCGAUGAGUGCAUCUUCCAGAGGCGUAGGCCCACGGUGACGCUCUUUGUGCUCUACGGAUUGGCCGUUCCCACCUUGUCGACCUUUGGACUGUGCACGAACUUCAUCAACGCCGUCGUCUUCAUGCGUCCCAAGAUGACGCCAUCGGCCUUCAGUUACAUGGCGGCCCUUUCCUGGAUGGACUGCAUCUCGUGCCUGCUCAUCACAAUGACUGCCCUGUCCAGGAGCUAUUUUUACAGCAGUCCCACUUGGAUUACCUACGACUAUCAGUGGCAAACGGCACUCUUCGGCAUCAGUACUGGUGGAGCGAACCUGAUCCUGGCGUGUCUGAGCCUGGAUCGAUUCAUCUUUCUGUCCAGUUUUAAGGGGAGCAACGGAGCUCCUCGAUUUUGCCGAAGAAAGGUGGCUCGCUGUAUCAUCGUUGUGGCAAUAGGCAUAUCCAUCGUGGUCAAUAUGCCGUACUUUUUCGUCUUCUACGUGAGUGACUCGGGCACCUGUCACGUCACAGAUUUCUACUACACAAAUUUUUAUAAAGUGCAAAACUGGUUCACCUUUGCCUUGUUGGCCCUUUUGCCAGCCAUAUUCCUGCUCAUCGGCAAUGGAGCCAUAAUUAUAGUAUUCCGCAAAUGGACAAAGCAAAGUCGGAUGUGCCAGGCUAACAACCCCGCCGCUAAUAACCGCACCACUGCCAAGCGAUACCAGCACCAAAUGAAGUUGACCAUCAGCAUAGUGAUUGUGAUUACAUUGUACCUCUUUGGCGAACUGCCCGCCCACAUGACGUCCAGAAAGAGCUCCUUAAAUCUAUUAUUCGGUGGUGAUACCAACAAGGUGAAUGCCUCCUUCAUUGAGCAGCUGGAAGUGAUCUGCAUAACAUUGAAUGCGCUGCAGCUGUCCUUGAACAUAGUUGUCUAUGCCGUAAUCAAUCCAUCGUUUAUGCCAGAGUUUUUCCUGUGUCUUAAGGGCACCUCUGAUGUGUGCUUCGGAUUGUGUUGUUUCCGGGCUGUACGAAGGACGUGGAGGCGCUGCCAGGACAAGAGAAAGCAGAAGGCUACCGCGGAGGAGCGAGUGGUGAGCAGUGUGAGUCCACAACACCUGCCACCAGAUGAGGCAUUGCCCUGCGGCUGCGAGAGUUGGGCCAGUGACUCCAGCUGCAAGCUCAAUGCGCAUUGCAAAACGGCAGUGGGCACAUUCACCAUGAAGGAUUCCGAGCAGGACGAAGAGCAUCAUUGCCACCAUGAGUCGGAGGUCUUUUACACCAGAUCUAGCGCCUGCCUGCACACAAAGGACUCCGCACCCGACGAAGAUUCCAUAUUCAGUUCUAGUUUCAUAAUUAUUACUUAA
This is a messenger RNA of Drosophila santomea, 1446 nucleotides long. RefSeq lists its product as uncharacterized. Gene Ontology annotation, biological process: G protein-coupled receptor signaling pathway. The coding region runs from base 7 to 1446 and encodes 479 amino acids. Gene Ontology annotation, cellular component: membrane. Lineage: Eukaryota; Metazoa; Arthropoda; Insecta; Diptera; Drosophilidae. The transcript is spliced from 3 exons. Gene Ontology annotation, molecular function: G protein-coupled receptor activity. The record is from RefSeq and is a predicted model, not a curated record.